AUAUAAGGACAAUCCUAUCGUUCUGUUUCGACCCAUCUUCAAACCAAAACAAAUUCAAAAUAAAUGUGUGUUCGGUAUCGUAUUUUGUACUAUAUUUUGAAGCAAAUGUAUCUAAGUAGCCUCCUGUAAGAUGGAAAUUUCCAAAGAGAACAGGGAGCCAAAAUUUGUUGAUGUCGCCCGAGACGUUUUGCUAUUAAAUACAUUGGUUUCGCAACAUGCGGAAAGUUCCAAGCCUCCUGAUAUCACCGAUUUUACUGUCAUCAAACCAAUCAGCAGAGGAGCUUUUGGGAAAGUGUACCUGGGCUGCAAAAAAACCAAUCCCGAUCAACUGUAUGCUAUAAAAGCUAUGAAGAAGUCUGAAAUGGUUCACAAAAAUAUGGCUAGUCAAGUUGUAACUGAGAGAAAUGCAUUAGCAUUGACCAAAAGUCCCUUUUGUGUUCAACUCUUCUAUUCACUCCAAACAACAUCUAAUAUUUAUUUAGUAAUGGAGUACAUGGUUGGUGGAGAUUUAAAAUCUCUUCUCAGUAUGUACGGCUACUUUGAGGAAGCCAUGGCAGUAUUUUACAUAUCGGAAGUUGUUCUAGCCUUACAAUACCUUCACAGUCAUGGAAUCAUUCACCGUGAUUUAAAACCAGACAAUUUACUUUUGUCAAGCCGAGGGCAUGUGAAGCUGACUGAUUUUGGGCUCAGCCGUAUAGAUGUAAAUAGAGAUUUGGAAGCAUCUGAUUUGACCAAAGGAACCCCUAAUGCUUUAUUACGCACCCCUGGUCAAAUACUCUCAUUAACAUCUCACCUUUGUUUUGGCUCUGAAAAUGGUUCUAUAUUUAGUGGAAAUUCUAGCAGAGCUUCAGUUGUCUCUAAUGAACCAUCAGAAGUAUUCAGUCCAAACGGCGAGAUAGAAGAGGUUGACACUACCACAACAACGGCUUAUCAUGGCAGAUCUGGUGUUAAAGUAACACUUGGAUUUGAAUAUGAAGGUCAGGACUCCCUUUGUGAAGCAAAACCUCACAAGCUAUUACCUCUGGAAUCAAAUAUUACUGGAUCACCCACAAUGGAUCAUACAGGUGCUACAGUUGUGAACAAAACUGAAAACGACAGUCAUAUAUCAGGAGUUGCUGCUUUUCACUCAGCUGACCAUAGUUUUCAUUUGAAAUCUGUGUCAUCCAAGAGAGGCAUUCUAGGAACACUGAAUGAAAGUGACGACAAUGAUGUUGCUGAUCUGAGUGGGAAUGGUAGCUUCCUUGGAAAUAGUUGCAAUGGAAGUGGAGCACGCAAACGUGUUAGAGAUGAAACUGAUUCUGAGGAAGAGAUUUCCUCCAGUUUGUCGUAUCAUACAUGCUACAGCAGCGUUGAUUCAUCAAGUAACAACCACAGCAGUGGUUUAAACUCAAGAUGUGGAAUAUGCCAUUCCAGAGAUUCGUCUGCGGAGGCAAGUCAUUUGUCUCGCUCAUCUCAUGUCACAUCUCCUAAAACAAGAUCACCCCAGGUCUUGCUGCAGAGAGCAUGCUGCCUCCUUAGUAGAAGAAAAAAGAAACGAUUACCUGGCGUUUCAGGCGAUGAUGGUCGAUUAUACUCUCUCUCAGAUCCAGCUCACACAGGUUUAACCCAAGAAAUAACAUCCCUCCAGAUAUUGUCUGACUUACAUCAAUCGAAGAAUCACAGUUCACCAACUAAGGACAGUGAAUUAACUUCUCCAAGGGAAGAAAUUCACAAAAUUGAUAUUCCAACUGCCACAAAAAAGAAUACUGUUAGUCCUCUUAAAGGAGUUCUUAAAGUCAGGUCUUUGUCAGAUGAGGAUCUCAGGUGGGCUGGCAUUGCUGAUAAAACUGGGGCUGGUGUAAUGUUUUCAACCCCUGUGGCCAUGCGCAAACCACUCUGUAAUUCUGAUUCCUCAAAACCAUCAAAGGUCACCCGUUUUGAACUACCACCUCUUCCAGAAAAGAAGACAACAUUUGCAGCUGAUUCUCAUUCCAAUGGACACAUUAUUAUGGAGGAACCUAUCCUCAGCCCAAUUGCAACAACUCCUUUUACCACACCCUUCUCAUCUCAGCAAACGCCAUUUCGCACUCCAAAGUCCGUUCGACGAGGAAAAUCUGCAAGUGAUCAGCGCAUUCUUGGCACUCCUGAUUACCUUGCUCCUGAACUUCUUUUGCGAAAAAGUCAUGGUUCUGGUGUAGAUUGGUGGGCUUUAGGAGUGUGCCUUUAUGAAUUCAUGACUGGAAUUCCACCCUUUAAUGAUGAAACACCUCAAGCAGUCUUUCAAAACAUUUUAAAUAGAGAUAUUCCGUGGCCUGAGGGAGAUGAACUAUUAUCACCUGAAGCAGUAUCUGCAAUUGAAGCCAUUCUGACACUCGACCCCUUCAAAAGGCCUAAUGGUGCUGAUGUUCGUAAAAUGUCUCUCUUCAGGGAAAUUAACUGGGAAAAUUUACUGAACACCGAAGCCCCCUUUAUUCCCCAACCAGAUAGCAGCACAGAUACAUGUUAUUUUCAAGCAAGGAAUAUUCUUCAACACCUUAACGUUUCCAAUUUUGAAUGAUAAUAAUUGUAAAAGAAUUUGUUAUCAACUUCUUGUAUCAAGUUAGUCAUGAUGUUUUAUCUAUGAAAUUGCGUGAAACGUCAAGGCCUGCUACUUAAUUGAGUUCAUGUUUUCUUAUCAAUUUCUAUUAAGUUACCUAAGUGAUAGGUACCCACAACAAAACAGAAACCUAUUCUUUAACAAAGUGUUGUUGACAGUUGAUUUCAUCCGUAAUCAUUCUCAUUUUAGUUGCCAUUGCUGUAAUUAUCUAUUAGUAAUGGGCUGGAUUCAAACUAAAUUUUGGCCCAGCAAGGCACUCUGAACCAUGUACUUCAAUAUUUAUUUAAACUUCUUUAACCAAGUUUUCAAAGUGACACUUUUAUACAUCCGCUUGUUUUAAAUUUUAACCUUGAUUGUUCUUGAAAUGUGUGUUUGGUUUGUAAUUAAUUUGAACAAAAUAAUUUUCAUUGUUCAAAGGGAACUUCUGUUCUAUUUUUUAUGUUAAAUUAUUGUCAUGACAACAUUGUGGGGUAUCUUAUUUAUUCAGUAGUUACGAACGUAGUAUUUUUUAAAUCUGCAUCAGCAGUAUUUUUUACGUGAUAGCUGGUACGUAAACACUAAAUCAGCAUGAAACUAAAUAAUUUUCAAAUAAUCUCAACAGAGAAAACCAAAGAGACUGGGUUUUUUCCUGUGUUUUACUUGCAAGAAUUAACUCAAAGUGACAGUAAUGAGAUAAAAGAUUUGAAAAUUUAGAUAUUUCUUUCUGUUUGUUCUUUUGGAAUUAGAAUCCCAUCAAGUCUUCUGCUAAAUUGCAAGACAUCAUUAAGUAUUCUGUCUUGUUACUUGUUUUAGAUGGUUGAUGUUCUCAUGUUAUUAGUAAAGUAUCCUUGGUCAACAAACUAUAUUUUUUGUAAGUGGUGUUCAAUGAUCAAUAUUUGUCAAUCAUCAUACUUUUAUUUGUUUAUAUUUUUACAAUAAAUAAGCAUAGACAGCAAUAGCAGUCAUAUAGCAACCCA
Molecule: messenger RNA, 3531 nt
Organism: Frankliniella occidentalis (western flower thrips)
Lineage: Eukaryota; Metazoa; Arthropoda; Insecta; Thysanoptera; Thripidae
Gene: gwl
Product: serine/threonine-protein kinase greatwall
Exons: 16
Coding region: 131-2536 (801 amino acids)
Biological process (GO): peptidyl-serine phosphorylation; intracellular signal transduction
Cellular component (GO): nucleus
Molecular function (GO): protein serine/threonine kinase activity; ATP binding
Source: RefSeq, a predicted model, not a curated record